AUGCAUUUCACGAACGUCUUCGUUCAGGCCCUGCUUGCCGGCUCUGCCAUUGCCGCUCCUGCUUCCCUCCUCAGCAAGCGCCAACUUCAGACCAUUCAGGGUGCCUUGACAAGUGUCCAGGAUUCACUUGGCCAGCUCGAUACAGCUGUCAAGGCUCUCAACGCCGCUGAUCCUAAUACCGCUGCCAGCCUGCUUGACGCUUCCAACAAGGUCCAGACCUCGAUCAAGCAAGGUACCACGCAAAUUCAGGGUGCCCAGGAGCUGUCCCUCACAGAUGCCCUCACCCUGCAGCAGUCCGCUGGUACCCUGACCACCGCUGUCCAGACCUCUGUUGACGACUUGGUCUCCAAGAAGCCUGAGCUUGACAAGCUUGGUGCCACUUCCGUCGCCGUCGACCAGCUCAAGCAGCAGAAGGCGACCGUCGGCGACUUCAGCACCGCCCUCGUUUCGAAGGUUCCCGCCAUUGGUCAGGGUAUCGCUCAACAGUCCGUUGACCAAGUUACCCAGUCCCUGGAUGGUGGUAUCCAGAAGCUUGGUGGAGAUGCCGCUGGCGGUGCUGCUCCUGCUGCGCCUGCUGCUCCCGCUGCUCCCGCUGCCCCGGCUGCACCCCCGGCCGCUCCCGCCGCUCCCGCCGCUCCCGCCGCCCCUGCUGGCGCUCAGGAGCAGUUCCACGCUGAGGUCAUUGCUUAA
This is a messenger RNA of Colletotrichum orchidophilum, 690 nucleotides long. RefSeq lists its product as uncharacterized. Bases 1 to 690 code for a protein of 229 amino acids. The transcript has 2 exons. The record is from RefSeq and is a predicted model, not a curated record. Gene Ontology annotation, cellular component: extracellular region. NCBI's taxonomy places the organism in Eukaryota, Fungi, Ascomycota, Sordariomycetes, Glomerellales, Glomerellaceae.